Miscanthus lutarioriparius is the source of this 5820-nucleotide messenger RNA. The record is from the annotation of a GenBank genome assembly. NCBI's taxonomy places the organism in Eukaryota, Viridiplantae, Streptophyta, Magnoliopsida, Poales, Poaceae.
AUGGGAGAUACGCCUGACCAGGAGAUGUUGGACGUGAAGUCGGCCGGUGACGGUGAGCUGCAGGUCGGGCCGGGGGUUCCAGCAAGUAGAUGUAGCCCAGCGAUUGGCAACCUGGGAAUCUGUGAUGCUGCAGCAAAUCAGGAAGCACCAGUGAAGGACGUCGAAAUGGCGGAGGAUCAACCUCCAGCUGGACUGUCGUACACCGUUGACGAUCACAGGUCGUCGUUCACUGAAUUCAUAAAGGAUCUACGUGUCAUCCUCGCUGAUCACCAAGACCGUGAGGAUAUCUGUGAUCGCCACGUGGACCCAAAUAUCUCGAGUAGCCGAAAACACCCACUGCUCCCGAAGCCGCGUGCUGAACAACCGGUGAGGUGGAUUCGCAUCAAGCUGCAACUGCAAGUGGUUGAGGGCGAGGAAUCGUCGUCAUCGGCAACCCUACUCAUGAGGGAUGACAACGUGGAUGUGAUCGGCUUCAUCAACCAGUCUGGAGUCUGUUACGAUUUUGCCGACCGAAAGAGAAGCGCCCGUCGGAUCCUCCCACAAGAAUACAAGCCAGUACUUCUAGGCUGGGGCAACAGCUACAAAAGCAUACUAGGCGUCAGAAAGGAGGAGGAAGUCAAGGAUAGACUGACAUCCGCAAACCUGGGCAAGACCUUCGCCACGCACGCCGUUCGCUUGCUGUCGCGCUACCCACACGAGGUGGAUGGCAUCGAGAUGACACCCAUGCUGGCACUGGUGGGCCUGAAGUUCAUGGUCUCCGAGUCCGCAAGGAUGAAUCCUGUGCGCGACGCCAUUGCACGUGGCUGGGACACCGGGACAGGAUUCACCAAGCAAUUGAUGACAGAUUACGUGUGGAAAUAUGUAGAGAUGUCAAGGCGUCUGAGGCAUUGGAAGAGAGGAAACUAUGCGGAACGGCGCCCCGACUCGGAGCUACGUGACAUCUACCUCGUGCUCAACGUACAUGCUGAACUGGUGUAUACCAUCGGAGAUGAAAUUUCAUUCAUUUCAUUCAUGACGGAUCUACGUCGCAAACUCGCCGAGCAUCCAGACAGCGAGGAUAUCUUGGGCGGCCACAAAGACCCAAAUCUCUCCGAAACCGGAGAUCAUCCAGUGCUGGCCAAGCAGCGUGCUGAUGAACAACCGGCGAGGUGGAUUCACGUCACGCUGCAAGCAGUGGAGGGAGAGGAAACGUCGUGGACAACCCUGUUCAUGAGGGAUGACAACGUGUACGUCCUUGGUUUCAUGAACCAGCAAGGAGAUUCGUUCCAGCUGCUCGACGACAACCGGAAUGCAGCCACCAAUAUACUGCUCCCAAUUACUAAUGGACGCGAUCCCGAACUCUCAAGAUGGGGCGUCAGUUACAUGUCCAUGCUGGGAGCCAAAAGUAAUGAUCAUGCCGUGCACAAACUGGAGGCGGCUCAUUUGGGCCGUGAUUUUGCGAAGAACGCCGUGCGCGUGCUGUCGAGCCACCCAAAUCCGGUGGCUGGUAUCGAUCUGAGGCCCGGGGUGGCACUGGCGGGCCUGAUCGUCAUGGUCUGCGAGUCCGCAAGGAUGAAUCCUCCCCACGACUCCUUUUCACUUGGGUGGAGCACCGGCACGGGAUUCGCCAAGCAAUUGAUGACUGAGAACGUCUGGGAACAUGGGAAAAUGUCGAGCAAGCUAAUGGCAUGGAAGACCCGAGGAUACGCCAGCAAUGUGAGCACACAGAAUUGGCAACCACACCCCAUUAUGGAGCUACAAACCAUUUACCUCGUGCUCAACAACACCCAUACAAGUGAUCAGGCUAAAAAAGAAGAAAAGAAGAAUAAUCAACGUGGGAAGCCGCCUGGCAAUGUCAACAACGAUGGAGAUUCUAUUAAUAAGCCCGGCAACACUGGCAGUGGUCGCGGCCCUCCUGGACAAAGCAGAGGUGGCCACAAUACCAACGGAUGUGGCGGCCCUCCUAGCCAAAGCGGAGGUGGCCGCGAGCGUAAAAGGGGAUUCAACAAUGGCAGCAAUGGGAGCCCACAAAUCCAACACAAGAAGGCCUGCAACAUUGGCAUUGGUGGCAUCUCUGCUAGCAAAUCAUCGGAGGAGGCUAGCGAUGCUGGCAGCAAUGGCGGCCGUGAUAGCAAAUCAGAGGACGCUAGCGAUGCCGACAGCGGCAGCGGCCCUGCUAGCCAAGCCGAUGAGGCCGGAGACGACACCAGCAGCAGUGGUGGCGAUUCUUCUAGCCAACCUGGAGAGGCCGGUGAUGGUGACAGCAGCGGUGGCUCUGCUAGCCAACCCGGGGAGGCCGGUGACAACGGGGAUCUUGAUCUACGAUGCCAGGGCCACGGUCGACCUCGGGUGGAGCUAUUGGCCAUACAUGCUGAUCUUCAUGUCAAAGGCACGGAAAUCGUCGUCUUUGACGGCAGACGAGGCCAGAUCAUCUAUAGGAAGGAGGAAGGAGAAGAGGAGACAGAACAGGGAAUGGUCGAGUUGGUUCUGACUGGACCCUACAAAGGCAUCUCAGCUUACGGGUGUUUCGCCAUUAAAAUUAACAUCCCACCUGCCACUGCCAGUAGCAGCAGUGGCGAUGCCGGUGGUCUCAUCCAAUGGGAAUGGGACUGUUAUGACCCCAAGUACGCCGCCCAAGUCGACCAACUACCAGUGAGCCAUACCAUCUGCGCUCCGGACAUGCGACCCGAGGUAGCUGAGGUCACCUACGUUGUGAUGUCAGAUGCCCUGGAGGCCACAGUGCAGGUCAGGCUGCGACUCAAAGAUGGGCAUAACACUGCUGGCAUUGGUGGUGAGAUCACUGCACGUAUCGACGGCUUUGAAGACAAAUACAGGAGCGUCCUCUUCAGGUGUGCAAAGGGGACGCGUCAGUGUUUCUCCCCUACCGAUGACGACUCGUGGUUCCUUCUUGAGCUGGCGAGGAAUGUGGUUGCAGUGCCAUGCGGCAGUGCGCUUCAAAUAGAGGUGAACCUCCAGAUUGAAACUGGCAAUGGCAAGAAAGUUGAAUUGAAUAAUAUUCCUCUCCGCUUCGCCAAUGGAAUUAGUUCCAGUAAAACUGACGACGGCAAUGAAGUGGAAGUGGAAGUCGAAGUCACCUGGUACCCGGAGAUCGCACGGACAAUAAGUCACCCUCCGGAGCAAAUAAUAACCAGCAAAGAGGCUCAUCCGGAGAAAGCUAUUACUGCUCCGUCGUCGUUAGAACAAUUCAUCAGUGGUACACAGGAGGCCAAAAUGGUUUCAGGGCAUCGAACUGUAGUGUACACCAUCGGAGACGAACUGUCAUUCACUGAAUUUAUAAUGGCUCUCCGUGGCAUCCUCGCUGACCAUCCAGACCGCGAGGAUAUCUUUGAUCGCCACCACAGUUCAAUUCUCUCCUCCACCAGAGAACACCCGGUGCUCGCCAAGCAACGUGCUGAACAGCCGGCGAGGUGGAUUCACGUCAAGCUGCAAGCAGGGAAGGGAGAGCAAACGAUGUCGACAACCCUAAUCAUGCGGGACGACAACUUGUAUGUCUGUGGCUUCAUGAACCAGCAAGGAGAUUCAUUUGAGCUCAUCGAGAACCCGGAUAGAUCUGCCGAUAUACUCCCAGUUGAUGAAUACAAUCCCCAACGCCUAAGCUGGGGUGUCGGUUACGGAUCCUUACUGGACGUCGACACUGGAGGUGGUCUUGUGAGAAUACUGGCGCUCAUGUACAGUCCCCAACGCCUAAGCUGGGGUGUCGGUUACGGAUCCUCACUGGACGUCGACACUGAAGGUGGUCUUGUGAGAAUACUGGACUUCGCCAUGAAUGCCGUGCACGUUCUGUCGUGCUUCCCAGCUUGGGUGGACGAUCGUAUUUCACCUAGGUUGGCACUUGCGGGGCUGAUCCUCAUCGUCUGCGAGUCUGCAAGGAUGAAUCCAAUCUACAACUUCUUUACAAGCUCGUGGAGCAGGAGCACGGUAUUUUCCGACAGGGAAUUAACCCAGGAUCUGAUGCUUGAUUACGUGUUGAAUAAAUAUGGGAGGAUGUCACGUGAGCUGCUGGAAUGGAAGAGUAGAAGAUAUGCCAACCCGCACCCCAUUUCAGUGCUACGAGACAUUUACCUCGUGCUCAACUACCGUUUGGAUCCACCUCAUCAGGCCGGCAGCGCCGAGAGCAGCAGCAGCUUCAUGGACCUUUCUUGGUCGCGACAUCGGAAGGCUGACGGUGCCAAGGACCGACCUCGGGUGGAGCUGUUGGCCAUGCAUGCGGACCUUGGGGUCCUUGGCACAACCGUAAUAGUCUUCGACGGGAAACGAGGCCAUAUCAUCUAUAGGAAGCAGGAACAAGGAGAAAAGGGAAAAAUGGUUGAUUUGGUGCUCACGGGACCCUGCACAAGCAUCUCGGCAUACGGGUGCUUUGCCAUCAAAAUUGACAUCCCAGGACCCUACACAAGCACUGGUGAUGGCGGUGGCGGUUCCAUCAAAUGGGAAUGGGACCGCUAUGACCCAGAGUACGCCAGGGAAGUUGACAAAGGACCCAUGACUCGGACCAUAAGCUCUUCAGGCCCCGGCCGCAACGUUGAGAUCACCUAUGCGGUGAUGUCCAACGCCCUGGAGGCCACAGUGCAGGUGAAGCUGCGGAUGAAAGCUGGGAACAGCCCUUGUAGCGUCUACGGUGUUAUUACCGCUAGCAUUGGUGAUUUCAAAGGCCAGAGCAUCCUCUUCAGGCGUACAAAGGAGACGGCACAGCAUCUCUCUCCAAUGACGGACUCGCCGCAGGGCGUUCUAUAUCAGCUGGUGCGGUCCCUUGAUCUGGCCAGGAACGUGGUUGCGGUGCCAUGUGGUCAACGGCUUCACGUAGGGGUGGACCUGAGCAUUGAAACUUCCAAGAACCAAGAGGCUAGUGUUAAUUCGCGUUUCACCUUCUACAACGUACUGCAGAAUAUGUCCCGUGAACGUUGUGAAGUGGACGGGUAUGAAGUUGAAGUGAACGUCGCCUUGUACCCUUGUGGUGAAUAUGUCCCGGGACCAAGGAAGAUGGAUAGGAUGUGGCAACCUGACAUAUCCUACAUGGUUGGGAAUGAUGCACAAGGAUUCAGUACAUUCAUCAUUGAGCUGCGUAGAUUGGUGACCGACCACCCACGCUGCAGGGAUCUCGUGGCUGAUCAUCCAGAUCUCUCAUCCACAAGUAACAACAAAGUGCUCCGCAAAGUUAACAUGCAGGAAGUCAACCUGACAUAUCCUGACACUCACCCCAUCCAACAAGAAAGUUUGUUUCGCAUCAAACUGGAAGCGGAAGCGGAGGAGGCCGUGAAAGAAACGUCAUCGAUAAUCUUAGUCAUGCGAUGUGACAACUUGGACGUAAUAGGCUUCAUCAACAUGCAGGGUCGUCGAGCCUGCUGCUACGAGCCUGGCUCUCAUCGGGAGCUCCCAGGAGGAUUUUAUUCAAAACUUCUACAGUGGUGGGACCACGGAAGGGACAGGGAGCCUGCUGCUGCAGGAGCGAGGCUGGGCAAGACCUUCAUGGCGGAAGCCGUGCGCGAGCUAUCGCGCUUCACAGGUAGAGGUAGUGUGGAAGCCAAGCGGUCACUGGUGGGCCUGAUGAUCAUGGUCCGCGAUUCAGCGAGGAUGAAUCGUGUCCUCCAGGCCAUUGCAGGUGACUGGAACAACGGGACCAAAUUCGCCAAGGAACUGAUGGGUUACAUAAAGAAUUGGCCAGUAAUAUCAAGAGCACUGCUGGACUGGAGGGAUCACGCCUACCAAGGAUGGCCUCAAAACAGGACGCUAGAAUCGAACGGAAUCAUGAGCCCAGAAGAUGCACUAAAACUUGUCCCCCUCGUGUUCAAUGAUCCGGAUCGGAUAUGGGCUUUUCCUUGUUAA